Oldenlandia corymbosa var. corymbosa is the source of this 959-nucleotide messenger RNA. NCBI's taxonomy places the organism in Eukaryota, Viridiplantae, Streptophyta, Magnoliopsida, Gentianales, Rubiaceae. The record is from the annotation of a GenBank genome assembly.
AUUCCUCAUUCAUUAGCAUUUUUACCUUAGCCAAAAACGCAACGUACGCUUACACCCCCUUAUCCUAUCUUCUUCUUCUUCUCCUUCUCCCCUUUCAUCCUCCGCUAAGAGAAAAAGGAAAAUGGCUUCUGCUCUCUCUUCAACUCUAACUCUCCGGUUGCCUGCUAAUUCCAAGCCUUUCACGGCUGCUUCCACCCCGCUCAAACAAUCUGUAAACUUCCCAUUUCGCCAAACCCCAAUUCCACUCCGCCACACUGGCUCCAACUUGGUCCGCGCUGUUGCCGCGGACGCCCCGGAGAAGGUCGUACAAUUGGGGGAUGAGAUUUCCAAUCUAACCCUAGCCGAGGCCCAGAAACUCGUUGAGUAUCUCCAGGAUAAGUUGGGAGUCACAGCUGCUUCUUUUGCCCCUGUCGCCGUCGCCGCUCCCGUCGACGGCGCUGCCGGUGGUGCUGCUCCGGUCGUCGAGGAGAAGACGGAGUUUGACGUGGUUAUCGAUGAGGUGCCCAGCAAUGCCAGGAUUGCAGCGAUCAAGGCGAUUAGGGCCUUGACGAGUUUAGCCUUGAAAGAAGCUAAGGAGGCAAUUGAAGGAUUGCCCAAGAAAUUCAAGGAAGGAGUUAGCAAGGAUGAGGCUGAAGACGCCAAGAAGCAACUCGAAGAAGCCGGCUGUAAAGUCUCCAUUGUUUAAUUAAAACCCCCUGUUGUCGCUUAGAUGAAACACUGUUAAGGAACAAUUUUUUUUGCAUUUUAUUUUAGCAUUAUUGUUAUGUUUUUGCGCAUUUUGGUGAUGAUGAAGAUGGUUGCUUCAUUUUGCUAAAUUAGUAGUUUCCAAGAGAAAAUGGAUAUAUUUAUGUUCAUUCGCAACCCGUUCAGAUUUUUUGUUAUUGUCCUCACAGUUGAAGAUAAUUGAAUAAACACUAAACAGGAUUAGGUAUUUCCACAUUACUAAGAUUUUAAGGAAG